AUGGGCCAGGCCCUGCGCCGCGCCUCGGGGCGCCUGAGGCCCCCUCCCCCGCCUCCGCCCCCGGCGAGGCCGCCGCCGCCUCCACCUCCACCGCGAGCCUCGCCGGCGGCCGCUGCCGGCGACAGCCUUCCCCAGGACCGGCUGGACGUGGCACAGGAUGAUGUUACAACUCCAUCAAAAGAUAUCCAUGGUGUACUUGUGGAGCGUGAUCCAAGUUAUGAUGACAUGCUUAAGCACAUGGUCGGGAGAAUCACUACUAAACCUGGGGGAAAGCCAGAAAUGGGUGAAGCUUCCGUCGUAGAGCGAUACAACAGGCCACUACCUAAGGUGAGAGCAUCUGGAGCCGAACCUGGGCAAGGUGGGCACAGACAGCUACCUCCAGGAACCCUGAACGUCGGGCACAUCCAGGAGAUCAUUCAAUUGUACCAGGGGAAGUCUGGUAGCCACAAUGGCUCGAUGAGCGUGGACGAUAUCGCCUCGAGGUUCAGAGUCGAAGCCUCCGUGGUGCGAGGAAUCGUGCAGUUCGUCUCACUGCCACAGGACGAAACCAUCGGAAAGAAAGAUGAGCACUGGGAGCCAUGAAUGAUCUUGCAGGCCGUCUAACAUUGCGCCGACGCUCAUGUUUCUUUCUGAAUGAGUUAGUUGGGAAGAGAACAACUGGAGAGACAGGUUUCAUAGUCUUUUCAUAGGUUUAUUUCUUUCUGUUGUUGCUGCUGAGCUGAGAGUGAGGUAUGAUGGAAAUUGUAAACAUUACAUACCCUGUUGCCUAAAUAAAGACGCUGGCUGCGUUUUA
Messenger RNA from Lolium rigidum, 793 nucleotides. RefSeq names its product WAS/WASL-interacting protein family member 3. The record is from RefSeq and is a predicted model, not a curated record. Lineage: Eukaryota; Viridiplantae; Streptophyta; Magnoliopsida; Poales; Poaceae. The transcript is spliced from 3 exons. Bases 1 to 582 code for a protein of 193 amino acids.